Molecule: messenger RNA, 1433 nt
Organism: Carassius carassius (crucian carp)
Lineage: Eukaryota; Metazoa; Chordata; Actinopteri; Cypriniformes; Cyprinidae
Product: SEC14-like protein 2
Exons: 12
Coding region: 69-1256 (395 amino acids)
Cellular component (GO): cytoplasm
Source: RefSeq, a predicted model, not a curated record
GAGUUCGCACUCUCUCUCUGAGUCCAGCUAAUUCUUUAGACAGUUAUUCCUGAAGUACUUGAGGCGACAUGAGCGGAAGAGUUGGAGAUCUGAGCGCGAAACAAGCCGAAGCUUUGGCCCAGUUUCGAGAGAAUGUUAAGGAUAUUCUACCCCAGUGCCCAUCCCAGAGUGACCACUUCCUGCUCCGAUGGCUGAGAGCAAGAAAUUUCAAUCUUCAGAAAGCGGAGGCCAUGCUGCGCAAGCACAUGGAAUUUCGGAAACACAUGAAAGUUGACACCAUCCUUACAGAGUGGCAGCUGCCAGAGGUGAUAGAGAAGUAUCUGUCUGGAGGGAUGUGUGGCCAUGACCGUGAAGGGUGCCCGGUCUGGUAUGAUGUCGUCGGACCUUUGGACCCUAAGGGUAUGAUGCAUUCGGCGUCCAAGCAGGACUUAAUCAAGUCUAAAGUCAGAGACUGUGAGAUGCUGCAGAAAGAGUGCGACCUACAGAGUGAACGGUUGGGUAGAAACAUUGAGUCCAUUACUAUGGUGUAUGACUGUGAAGGUCUGGGAAUGAAGCACUUGUAUAAGCCUGCUAUAGAGACUUAUGGAGAGAUUCUCACAAUGUUUGAAGAUAACUAUCCAGAGGGACUCAAGAGGUUACUUGUCAUUAAAGCACCCAAACUGUUUCCUGUGGCGUACAAUCUGGUGAAACAUUUUUUGAGUGAGGACACUCGCCGGAAGGUCGUCGUACUGGGAUCAAACUGGCAGGAGGUUUUACAGAAAUACAUCGACCCUGAGGAGCUCCCAGCGUACUAUGGAGGCAAACUGACCGACCCUGAUGGUGACCCCAGAUGUAGAACUUGGAUUACUUUCGGAUCAGAGAUUCCCAAGACCUACUAUGUUCGAGACUCCAUUAAAGUGGACUAUGAACAGUCUGUGACUAUUGGCCGUGGCUCAUCUCAUCAGGUGGAAUAUGAGCUACUUGCACCAAACUGUGCGCUAAGAUGGCAGUUCACCUGUGAUGGUGCUGAUGUAGGUUUCGGUGUCUAUAGGAAGAAGAAGAUGGGAGAGUGGAUGAAGGCCAGUGAAAUGGAGGAAAUUGUGCCAAAUGAGCGUUACAACGCCCACCUGGUACCCGAGGACGGAUCCCUCACCUGCCCAGAACCAGGAGUGUACGUUCUGCGAUUUGACAACACGUACAGUAUCUUCCAGUCCAAAACGGUCAGCUUCACAGUGGACGUUCUCCUACCAAGUCAAGUCAACCAAUCAGAACGUUAGAAAUUGUGGCAAUAAGUUGAGAUUAUGAAACAGUUUGGAAACUCUUGCUCUGAAGCAUAACAAACUUAUAUCUUCUACAGUAUCUCUUCUGUAGUAUAAAAGGAAAAUAUUAUAAUAAUGCUGUUCUCGAAAAGGAGAGUAUGUACUUUAAUUGAACUGACUAAUCACUGCAUUAAA